Molecule: messenger RNA, 2340 nt
Organism: Psilocybe cubensis
Lineage: Eukaryota; Fungi; Basidiomycota; Agaricomycetes; Agaricales; Agrocybaceae
Exons: 8
Coding region: 1-2340 (779 amino acids)
Molecular function (GO): nucleic acid binding; ATP binding; RNA helicase activity
Source: RefSeq, a predicted model, not a curated record
AUGUCGGACUAUGUUAUGACCAUAGAUUCUGAUCCUGAGGAUAUACCCAUCCCCUCGACCUCAAAACCGUCAAAAUCAAAAUCAAAAAAUGCAAACGUACCUGCCGAUGAUGCAAAUCUCGAUCCUGACUUUGUGUUUGACGUUGCCGGCGAUCCAUAUAUCGACCUCACCAAUGAGGCCAUGGGGUUGCAAGACUUUGUGAAAACAGGAAGCAAGCCGCAACCAAUAUCUGUUGACGAAAUUAUUGCUCGGAGACGCCUGAAUCGCAAGCGUAAACGCGUAGAGGAGCGAAGUGAAAGUGAAGACGAAGACGAAGACGAAGACGAAGGGGAUGCCCUCGAUUCAGAUGAAAAGGAUACAGACACAGAAUCUAUUCAAGGAGAAGAUGAGGAAGAUGAAGACCCCCUUGCAACUUCUGAUGAGGAGGUCGAGAAUGAAAACGAAUCAGACUCAGAAAAUGAUUUGGAAUAUGGAUCCUCAGACGAGGAUUCCGACUCGGAAGAGGAAACACAAGCACAAAAGGAGAGAAAAGCAGCUUUCUUCGACUCAGAAUCAGGACCAACUGAAUCACACGACUCUUUCUUGUCGAUGAAUCUUUCUAGACCUUUGCUGAAGGCUAUUGCAACUCUGGGAUUCACCAAACCUACACCUAUCCAGGCUGCAACAAUUCCUGUCGCCCUUUUAGGAAAAGAUGUUGUUGGAAAUGCUGUUACGGGCUCCGGGAAAACUGCUGCUUUUAUGAUUCCUAUGCUUGAACGUCUACUUUUCCGUGAGAAGGGGAAAAAAGCUGCUGCGACUCGCUGUGUUGUCUUGGUGCCAACAAGAGAGCUCGGCGUCCAAUGUUUCGACGUUGGUACCAAACUGGCAAUGCACACAGACGUUCAACUGGCCUUGCUCGUUGGUGGUCUAUCCCUUAAGUCUCAGGAAAUUGCUCUCCGAGCUCGACCAGACAUCGUGAUCGCAACCCCAGGUCGACUCAUUGAUCAUAUCCGAAAUUCACCAUCCUUUAAUCUUGACGCCGUUGAUAUCCUAGUUCUUGACGAAGCCGACAGAAUGUUGUCCGAUGGUUUUGCUGACGAACUGUCUGAAAUUAUCAAAUCUUGCCCCAACUCGCGUCAAACCAUGCUUUUCUCCGCCACCAUGACCGAUUCCGUCGAUGAACUGGUCAAGAUGUCCUUGAACAAACCAGUCAGGCUCUUUGUUGAUCCAAAACGAACAACAGCAACCGGUCUUGUCCAGGAAUUUGUCCGCGUGAGGGCAGGAAAAGAAAACGAACGUUCAGCUUUGCUUGCAGCGCUUUGCAAACGAACAUUUCGUAGUAAAGUUAUUAUUUUCUUGCGAAGCAAAAAGUUGGCGCAUCAGAUGCGGAUUGUCUUCGGCUUACUGGGGAUGAAGUGUGAAGAGCUGCAUGGCGACUUAACUCAAGAACAGCGUCUCAACGCCCUUCACGCGUUCCGCGAGGGUAAUGUAGAUUACUUAAUGGCAACAGACCUUGCUUCGCGUGGUUUAGAUAUCAAAGGGGUUGAGACAGUUAUUAAUUACGAUAUGCCGUCCCAAUUGGCCCAAUACCUUCAUCGGGUUGGCAGAACUGCUCGUGCUGGAAAAAAGGGGCGAUCUGUCACAUUGGUUGGAGAAGCAGACCGUAAAAUGCUCAAGGCUGCCAUCAAGCGAAGCACCGGAGAAGAUCAAGUUCGCCAUCGCAUAGUUCCUGCUGAAACUGUACAAGUUUGGGUCGAAAAACUUGCAGCUUUGAAAUCAGAAAUUGCAGAAAUCUUGGAAGAAGAAAAGGAGGAAAAGCAGAUUCGAAAGGCGGAGAUGGAAUUGAAAAAGGGACAGAAUAUGAUUGAGCACGAAGCUGAAAUAUACUCCCGGCCUGCUCGAACAUGGUUUCAAUCUGCAAAGGACAAACAAAAGGCUGAAGAUCUAAGUAAACUUGUCCACGAAAAUGGUAACAAGCUAAAAGCUGCCCAAAAGGCUCCAAAACGAGACAAAAUGUCGGGUCUUUCGCGUAAAGCGAAACGACGAAAAUUGAUCGCUGAAGAAGACAAAGAAUUCAACGACUCUAAAGCAAUUAAUGCAUCCAUUCGCUCCGCUAAAAAGGCGAACCGCCCCGCGAAGAUUGGCCUUCCUGAGCAAAAACUCGCACGGCCCUCCAAGAAGAAAAACAAGUCUGCUGCCAAAAUAUCCAAAGGCAAAGGCAUUUUCGAAAGUGACUUCGGUCAAAAAUUCAAAUCGACCAAUGAAGGCAUUCGUGCCAAAAGAGACGACGCUAUCAAAACAAGUAAGAAAAUCGGAAAGGGUGGAAAACUGAAGAACAAAGGGCCUCAUAAGCGCAAGUAA